Messenger RNA from Phialemonium atrogriseum, 3771 nucleotides. Its product is annotated as glucan 1,3-beta-glucosidase. NCBI's taxonomy places the organism in Eukaryota, Fungi, Ascomycota, Sordariomycetes, Cephalothecales, Cephalothecaceae. The coding region runs from base 1 to 3654 and encodes 1217 amino acids. The record is from RefSeq and is a predicted model, not a curated record. Gene Ontology annotation, molecular function: polygalacturonase activity. The transcript is spliced from 15 exons.
AUGGGGAUCAUGAGACAUGUGCGGCUUAACAAUGAUUCCAGCUCCGACCAGUCUUUUCCGUCUUUGGCAAAAGCCACCGAGGCCGAAAUCGAAGCUGCCCGCAAGAUUGUCAGAGAUGCCAUUGCCAAGGCGUCCGUUUUGAAUAAGGCCCGGCUGCAGAAUCCUGGUCGCAACCGUUACUCCCUAGCACCAGGAACUAUUGUGGGCAACCGCAACAUUGACAAACGCUCUGAAAUCCCAGUAUCGGGAGCGAAGCCUCCGCCUCUACUUCGUAUCACUGAUGAGAUCGCGGCGGCGGCGGCUCUCGUUGCCGAGGCCGAUGCCCAGGUGUCGGGGAAGCAGUCCAGACGCGUUAAUAAGCGCAGCUCCUUCUGGAUGGAGAAUGUCUCCCGGAAGGGAACCUCCCUGUGGGCCGACAACGCUGAUACCUAUGUGAUAUUCCGAAAUGUCAAGGAUUACGGUGCAAAGGGAGACGGUCGAACGGAUGACACGGCCGCCAUCUUGAAGGCUAUGGGUGAUGGCAAUCGUUGCGGUGUCGGCUGCAACGGGUCGACCAUCAAGAACGCCAUCGUUUACCUCCCGGCGGGCCAGUACCUGGUGUCGACUAGCAUCGCCGUCCUCUUCGGCACUCAACUCAUCGGUGAUGCCACAGACAUACCGACUAUCAAGGCGGCCGCCAGCUUCGUUGGUCUCGGCGUCUUAAGCACCGACGUCUACGUCGGCGAUGGUGCUAGUGCGGACGGCAAGGAUAACGAGUGGUAUAUCAACACGGCCAGCUUCUAUCGCCAGAUCCGCAACGUCAAGGUCGACAUCACUGACACGGAUCCCAACGCCGCCGUCUGCGCUAUUCACUACCAGAUCGCCCAAGCAACCAGCAUACAGAACGUCGAGCUCAUCGCCAAGAGUGGUACCACCCAACAGGGAAUGUUCUCGGAAAAUGGCAGUGGAGGAUUCAUGUCUGAUGUCACUUUCACCGGUGGGAAAUUUGGUUUCUGUAAGCUGCUUACCAACUCCAACUUGAUGACAUUUAAAGGCUGUGACACGGCCGUGCAGAUCAUCUGGGACUGGAGCUGGACCUGGAAGAGCGUCACCAUCACUGACUCCUCGGUCGGGUUCAUGCUCGAUCCGUCCGCCGAGUCCAGCCCCAUCGGCUCCAUCCUCGUCAUGGAUACUGUCUUCAACAAUGUGGAGAAGGCUAUUGUGAUCGGCCCGGCGUCCGAGGCCCCGAACACAGGCACCACGGGCCUCGUGCUUGACAAUGUCCAGUUUAACACCGUCGACUACGGUGUGGCUGACACGGACGGGAAUAUGUACCUUGCGGGGUCCGAGAACGACGGCAGUGUGCAGAGCUACAUCCUCGGGCCCAUGUACAACGGUACGGACCGGUCAUGGGUUGAAGGGGGAUCUGAGAUGUCGCUUAGGAAUGGCGACCUCCUGAAUCUUAACGUCACUGGUGAGCUGCCUAACGUGGCGUUUUUCGAAAGGCCCAAGGAGCAAUACGAGAGCAACACGGCCGACGACUUCGUCCAUCUAAAGGACCUCGGCGCGAAAGGCGACGGGAGCACCGACGAUACGGCGGCGGUCCAGGCGGCUCUGGACGACAACGCAGGCAGGAAGAUCAUCUUCGCUGACGCGGGGAUUUACAUACUGACCGACACGGUAACCAUUCCACCCGGGACUAAGAUUGUCGGCGAGGCAUGGACCCAGUUUGCUGCGAGUGGCGCCAAAUUUUACGAUGGCAGCGAGCCGGUACCAAUGCUAAGAGUUGGUAACGACGGCGACGUCGGGUUGGUGGAGAUGCAGGAUCUUCUAUUCACAACCAUUGGGCCAACUCAGGGAGCCAUCCUCGUCGAGUGGAACAUCAGAGCAGACAGCCAGGGAUCGGCUGCGCUUUGGGACUGCCACGCUCGCAUUGGUGGAGCAAUAGGCACAAGACUAGAUGCUACCUAUUGCGCCGCCUUCUUCACAGCACGCGGUAUGCUUGUCGAAAGCAUCAAUCCGACAUGGCCGUACGCCACAGCGUCCGAACAUGCAGCCCUUUACCAGUUCAAUUUCUACGGAGCAGAGUACGUAUUUGGUGGGCUGCUACAGAGAGAGUCUUCAUAUUACCAACCCAGUCCCAAAGCCCCUACACCGUUCGAGAGCGUGCUUGGCGAAUUCGACGGGUGCGACUCGUCAUGGGCCUUCGUGGUGAGGUGGUGUCAGAACAUGCGCUUCGUAGGCAUGGGCGUCUACUCGUGGUUCUCCGACUACACCCAGGACUGCAUCGACCUCCACAGCUGCCAGCAGGCGCUAGUCCUGACACAGAACAACUUCGACAACGUCCGGUUCGAUCAGGUCAUCACCAUCGGCGCAAAUACGUCCAUUGUGGCUGACGGCAAGGGGAUUCCCGCGCUCGACAACCUGGCGGUAUCUGACAAUGACGCGUCCUGGUCGCAGAUCUCCGUCUUCGACGCCGUCUCAAUGGGUACUGGUGAUUCUGAUGAGGAUGAGACUGUGCCGGCUUGCGACUUCACCAAGACGUACGACUCGUUGCAAGCCGUGCAGGAUGAUGAGAAAAACAUGCCGUAUGGGUGUGGUCCCGUGUACGUGAUGGGAGUCCUAAGUGACAUGCUCGGCGAGGCCCUAGACAACUACACCGACAGCGGCAACGGUUACGAUAAAAAGUUCGACGCCUACGUGGAAUACAUCAAGGAGCUGGUGCCCGCACAGCUGGACUACUGCAUGAACUGGACAAACCCCGAUGCCCCGGGUGCAUGCAACAAGUAUUUCACAUGUAUCUACAACGGCGACAAUGGCCACGGCAACAGCUCCUCGACGACAUGCCCGCCACCCGGCCUCAACUACUACUCAAACCCGAGCUUCCAUCUGUACUACACCCUGGUCGAUGAAACCGGCUUCUUCGCCGAGAUCGAGAGUUCGUUCGGCAUCGUCAAGGACUGGGUGCAGUUUGGCAAGCGAGACGACCCGCUGACAUGCACCGUGGAAAAUAACUUCCAGUGCCCUCCAGAGGACAAGAUCUCCUACGGCUACCCCAUCCCAGCCGCUAGCUACACGGUGGACAACCCCAAGGACAUCUUCACCAACGCCUCUUUAGGCUUCGCCAACUUGCAAGAAACCAUGUUCUCCGUCCAAGCCGACAUGGUGGCUGGUUGGUGGAACGGUACUGACGCCGACGCCGCGUCGGUGAUGGCUUUCCCGGUGAUGAUGGCCUACCAGGCGGCGCAGGCGAUGCAGCAGGUGGUGGUGAUCGGCACCGAAGUGCAGAACGCGGACCGGAAGAAGCUAAUCUUCGAGAUUCUAGGCGCUGUGUUUAUGAUCAUCCCCUUCCUCGGCGAGGGGCUGGGCGCGGCCGCUGAUGUUGUGCUGCAGACGCUUAGCCGCAUCAUGAACUUAAUUGGGGUUUUUGGAAACAGCGCCUUUAGCAUCUACGCCAUCGUCAACGACCCCAGUUCCGCGCCCAUGGAGAUCAUGGCCUUGCUCAUGGGCGGAGCUGGCGGCAUUGGUGCGUUUGGGCGAAGGUCUGACGAGAUGGAGGAGCUGGCUUCGCUGCGCCGCGGCAUGGGCAAUGUUGAGAGAGACGCUCUUGGCACCGAGUUUAAAGCUAAUGAUGAUAUUAUCAGAGGCAUUGGCGCUGUAUGCUACAGGAAGUAAUUGCUUUUGUUUAAAACUUAGCUCGCUCAACGAGAAGGAGGAAUGGAAAAAUGAUUUCUAUCAAUUAAGAAGUUGUCUGUGUGGGCAGCGGCAGUUGGCUAUUGGGGCCGGGGUAAG